Messenger RNA from Pseudomassariella vexata, 999 nucleotides. RefSeq lists its product as uncharacterized. NCBI's taxonomy places the organism in Eukaryota, Fungi, Ascomycota, Sordariomycetes, Amphisphaeriales, Pseudomassariaceae. The record is from RefSeq and is a predicted model, not a curated record. The coding region runs from base 1 to 999 and encodes 332 amino acids. The transcript is spliced from 4 exons.
AUGUCCGGCCCACGGAAUCGCAAGAUUGGAAGAAAGGGGUAUGCAAAGAUUAGACGGUAUUGUUUGGAACCAUACCUUCGAUCCAUAUUCGCCCCUGAAGCCCCCAUCAGAAAGUCCGUCGCCCCAAUCAUGGUAUUUCUACGACCUGACUACUCUAGGGAUCAGCAGCGCAGAUACGACAUUGAAAAUCACGAUAGUGAGCCUUCAUCAUCGAAAGGCCAGAAGAAACCAUUGCCGUCGAAGCCAAAUUCGCCUAGCAUACCGAAGUCUAGUUACACAAGCCAUACCUGGAGGCCGUUACCAGAGACGCCGGGCCCGGGCCAAAGACAGAAGCUUGUGUCUCAACCGACCGCGAAAAGUCGCAAGAUGUCGACAAUCAACAAGAAGAAUGUUUGGAGUAGCGUUGCAGUUGACAAAGACAGGUCGCAUAUCUCAGCGAUGACAAUGAAAGAGUUCGGCAUACGGAUCGCGCAAGGAACACUCGCGAUACUGUUCUUGGUGUUGACGUCUUUCUCCGCCUUCACGCUAAAUGCUGGCAAUUUAUCCGGAUUCAGCCUAUCAUUCUUCGUCUUCUCUCUAACAGUUACCUACUUCGUCCUUUACGGCGUCGCCGUCCUCGCGUAUCCCAUAAUCUACCACUGGAUCGCACAAAUAGUAUUUGAAGCAUUUCUGGUAGUGUUCUGGCUUGCCGCCUGGGCAACACUCGCCAGCUACGCCUCGGCCUUGAACCUGGGUGGCGCAGGGCGUACAUCCAGAGCAAGUCUCGGCACCAUGCCUGCCUCUGGGCUCGGUCGCAGGGGAGGACAGGAGUCACUAAGAGAAGCUAUCAUGAUGGCAAUAUCAGACAUGAAUCCUGCGUCGACGCUAGAACAGGUAUCAACUUCGUCAGUAGAGGCAGCAGAAACAAUUAUUGGCAUUUCAGCGGCUCUUGGAGCGGUGAUAUGGGUGCUGUUCAUAAUAACGAUGAUCAUGACCGAUAAUAUCCAUAUGCAAGAAUGA